This is a messenger RNA of Nyctereutes procyonoides (raccoon dog), 2647 nucleotides long. It is a transcript of the gene NIPAL2, whose product is annotated as NIPA like domain containing 2. The record is from RefSeq and is a predicted model, not a curated record. Gene Ontology annotation, cellular component: membrane. Gene Ontology annotation, biological process: magnesium ion transport. Lineage: Eukaryota; Metazoa; Chordata; Mammalia; Carnivora; Canidae. The transcript has 11 exons. Gene Ontology annotation, molecular function: magnesium ion transmembrane transporter activity. Bases 37 to 1158 code for a protein of 373 amino acids.
CGCGGGGCGCGGGGGCGCGGGGCAGGCAGGGAGCCCAUGGCCGCCUCGGCCGCGGCGGACGAGCUGUCCUGGAACUUCACGUACUGGUCGCCGGGCGCCGGCAACGGCUCCCUGUCGCGCGCGUGGUACCUCGGGAACCAGAUUCACCUUUCUGGAGUUUUGCUAGCCAUUUUAGGAAAUUUGGUAAUGAGUAUUUCCCUAAAUAUUCAGAAAUAUUCUCACGUCCAGUUGGCACACCAGGAACAUCCCAGGCCCUACUUCAAGAGCGUGUUGUGGUGGGCUGGGACCGUGCUCAUGGCCAUGGGGGAGACAGGCAACUUUGCAGCCUAUGGAUUUGCUCCUAUUACUCUCAUCGCUCCAUUAGGCUGUAUGUCUGUUACAGGUAGUGCCAUUAUUUCUGUUAUGUUUCUGAAAGAAAACUUAAGAGCUUCAGAUUUACUAGGUAUGACCUUGGCAUUUGCAGGAACAUAUUUAUUGGUGAACUUUGCUCCAAACAGAAGUCAGUCUAUCUCUGCAAGAACAGUACACUAUUACUUUGUUGGCUGGCAGUUCCUGAUCUAUGUGAUUUUAGAAAUAUUAAUUUUCUGCAUUCUGCUGUAUUUCCAUAAGAGAAAGGGAGUGAAGCACAUGGUGAUUCUGCUAACUCUGGUGGCACUUCUCGCCUCAUUGACUGUAAUUUCAGUAAAAGCAGUCUCAGGCAUGAUCACUUUUUCUGUGAUGGAUCAAAUGCAGCUAACUUAUCCCAUCUUCUAUAUCAUGUGUAUCAUUAUGAUAGCAUCUUGUGUUUUCCAAGUCAAGUUCCUGAAUCAAGCUACAAAACUCUACAACACAACAAUGGUGGUGCCGGUCAACCACGUCUUCUUUACGACCAGUGCCAUUAUAGCAGGUAUCAUAUUUUAUCAGGAGUUCCUUGGUGCAGCUUUUGUAACUGUAUUUAUAUAUUUUUUUGGGUGUUUUCUGUCGUUCCUUGGUGUGUUUUUGGUCACAAGAAGUCGAGAAAAGGAACAUCUGCCACAGUCCUACAUUGAUUUUGGAAAUAUUCCUGGGAAACAAAUGUUGGACAAAAUACAACCAGAUUCAAAUGGCUUAUCCUAUGGAACUUUGCCUGAUGGAAGUGUCUCAACAAAGAGCCAAAGUGGAGAGAAGAAAGAGGUCUAAAAUGCCGAGAGGGAUGGCUGCUGGCCUGCUAUUCGAUACCACCUUUAAAAAAACUGCAUAUGUUCCAUUUGUGUCCACAGCUAUUUUGUGCUGACAUGUGCUAGCAUUACACAGCCCUUUAUCCCACCUCCUUUUUUACAGACAACCAGGCCUUCCUAAGCUCUGACAGUCUAAUGUCUUCAUGGAAUGUAAUUUGAAGUGUUCCCCACACCCUGGACUUCCCCCUUUGUGAACAUCUAACCGGCUAGAUUUUAAUUAGACCCUGGCUUCCCAAGCAGGACUGUCACACAAAAAUGUACAUUCAUGAUAUUGGCUCCAGAACACAUAGGCUGCCUUUCCCACAUGACUUAUAGCAUCAGCUGCCUUACUUUAAAAGAGACAUGUUCAUCCCACAACCUCACUCCUGUACCAAAGGUUUGAGAACAUUUGUUUCUCCUACAACAUCUUUUAUGAGCCUCCCCCAUAAGGAUCUCACCUUUCUAUUCCUAAGUUAGAACGGUGAAUCAUCUUUUCUGAAAGUGAGCCCUAUUGUAACUGUCCUUUGAAAAUUAAGGGUAUCUUUAAAAUUAGAGUUUUGUAAGUGGCAUUCUGUGAUGAUGUAUACCUUGGCUAGUGAACUUUUUCAGAUUAAGAAAGGAGCAAUUUAAGAAUUAAGACCAAUUUUUCAAAAAAUAUAGAAUGAUGAACAUUUUCUUCAGCUAUAUGAUCCUAUUAUACUUGAAUUGAAACUGAAAACUUCAUAUCCUGUGCUUAUAUAUGUGUAGUUCUUAUGACUUACCUAGUGGGUUUAUUAUGUUUUAACUCGACACAAGUCUCAAAAAUUGUAUUUAAAUUCUUAGUGUUAUUUUCACUAGGACACCAUUUCUUCCCCCAAUUUAUUAUCCCAAGCUUUAUAAACUCUUCUAGGCAAAAGUACAGCUAUGAGUAGAGAACUGGAUUUUAGCCAUUUAAAUCUGUAGAUGUAGCCAGGUGGCGCAACCUGAGUCUAGAGAUAACGGCUGUGUGCUCCUGUACCCUGAAUGGCUUUUCUGCCGUGACUAGUCACAUAUUUACUAAGAUUCAUUUGCAGAUAGAGUCCAUAAUCAUAUAUGUUAUUUAUGAUUUACUAAUAUAUUUAAAUGACAUGAAAAGAGCUAGCCUUCAUUGUAACCAACAUCAAGUAAUAAGCCCUAUCUUUAAUGACAUUUCAAAACCUUCAAAUCACUUCUAACAUACUAGUCCAAAGUUGUUCCAGCCAAUUGUCCUCCAACUUGUGAAGGUUGUGUGACUCAGAGCUAUUGAAACUGCAAACCCCUUAACUACUUGGGGUCUUCUAGCUUUGUUCUUUGUCAUAAACUAUACCCCUGACCAAACCUGGUUACAAAGGCAAGAUUUGAAUCCAUCACCAUUGUCUGAAUAAUAACCUAGAACUCAUGUUUGAACUCCUGGUAAGAAUUCCUGCUAUUGUGGAAAGUAUCCCGUAAUUCAAAUAAAGCAGUCAUAUAAUUUA